Molecule: messenger RNA, 6740 nt
Organism: Hirundo rustica (Barn swallow)
Lineage: Eukaryota; Metazoa; Chordata; Aves; Passeriformes; Hirundinidae
Gene: ESRRB
Product: estrogen related receptor beta
Exons: 10
Coding region: 516-1817 (433 amino acids)
Biological process (GO): regulation of DNA-templated transcription
Cellular component (GO): nucleus
Molecular function (GO): zinc ion binding; DNA-binding transcription factor activity; nuclear steroid receptor activity
Source: RefSeq, a predicted model, not a curated record
CCACAACCAGCGCCCGGCCACAGACCCCUGGUGUGGAUGUGCUGGAGGACACUUGGCUGGAACUCUUUGGAUGGGGUUGGGACUCGGAGUACUGUGUCCUAGUCACAAAGAGAGGCAGAAGCGCAGAGGGGACUGUCGGCUGGUGCAGGCAGAACCAAAAGAUAUUUAAUCAGCAAUUAGAAACACCUGAGGGCAAGGGAAAUUCUACUCCAGCCUCGAGCCUCAUCUGUCAGCCUGCAGCAUGAUGAACCACCAUACUAGGAAGACCACGCUUGUGAUGGAGGAUUUGCAACAGCUAAGUAGAGCAAUAGGUAAUUUAUACAGGUUACUUCAUCUUCCGAGAGCAGCUAACAACCAUGAAAUGCUGUCACUGCUGUUGAAGGAAGAGGCUGGCAUCGAGAAUUUAUAUGGGAAACUAGAUAAGCAGAAACCACAAGAUGAAGAAGCCAUCCACAGCCUUUGAACGUGCUUGGGGACUUUCUUUUUAAAACUGUCUUCCAAGGCUGCUCGGCAGAAUGGCCACGGAGGAGCGGCACCUCUCCUCCAGCUGUGGGUCCUUCAUCAAGACCGAGCCCUCCAGCCCAUCUUCUGGCAUUGACGCCAUCAGCCACCACAGCCCAAGCGGCUCCUCCGAUGCCAGCGGUGGCUACGGCAUCGCCAUGGGUGGCCACCCCAAUGGCCUAGACUCGCCACCCAUGUUCAAUGGCACGGGGAUCGGCGGCGGGUCCUGCCGCAAGCGAUACGACGACUGCGCCAGCGCCAUCAUGGAGGACUCACCCACCAAGUGCGAGUACAUGCUCAAUGCAAUCCCCAAGCGGCUGUGCCUGGUGUGUGGGGACAUUGCCUCUGGGUACCACUACGGCGUGGCUUCCUGUGAGGCAUGUAAAGCCUUCUUCAAGAGGACUAUUCAAGGGAAUAUUGAAUACAGCUGCCCGGCCACCAAUGAGUGUGAGAUCACGAAACGGAGGCGCAAGUCCUGUCAGGCCUGUCGCUUCAUGAAAUGCCUCAAAGUGGGGAUGCUAAAAGAAGGUGUUCGUCUGGAUCGAGUCCGUGGAGGCCGUCAGAAAUACAAAAGGAGACUGGAUUCUGAGAGCAGCACUUACCUGAGCCUACAGAUCCCUCCCCCAGCUAAAAAGCCAUUGACUAAGAUCGUCUCCCACUUGCUGGUGGCUGAACCAGAGAAGAUUUAUGCCAUGCCAGAUCCAACCAUGCCGGAGAGUGACAUCAAAGCCCUGACAACCCUCUGUGACCUGGCAGACAGGGAACUGGUGGUGAUCAUUGGCUGGGCAAAGCACAUCCCAGGGUUCUCCAACCUCUCCCUUGGAGACCAGAUGAGCCUUCUGCAGAGUGCCUGGAUGGAAAUUCUCAUCCUGGGCAUUGUCUACCGCUCCCUGCCAUAUGAGGACAAGCUGGUCUAUGCUGAGGACUACAUAAUGGAUGAAGAGCACUCUCGUCUGACAGGGCUGCUGGAGCUCUACCUGGCCAUCCUACAACUGGUGCGCCGCUAUAAGAAGCUCAAGGUGGAAAAGGAGGAGUUUGUCACACUCAAAGCUCUGGCCCUCGCCAACUCAGACUCCAUGCACAUAGAGGACAUGGAUGCAGUGCAGAAACUCCAGGACCUUCUCCACGAAGCCCUGCAGGACUACGAGCUGAGUCAGCGCAAUGAGGAGCCCCGGCGAGCAGGCAAGCUGCUCCUGACCUUGCCUCUCCUGCGGCAGACGGCUGCUAAAGCUGUGCAGCACUUCUACAGCAUCAAACUGCAGGGCAAGGUUCCCAUGCAUAAACUCUUCCUAGAAAUGCUAGAGGCAAAGGUCUGACAGACCCAGCACCAGCUGACAGUGGCCGAGGAACAAACUAGAAACAAAGAUGCAGACAACGGAGCAAUCCAAACAGCAGCAGCAGCCACCGCCGGCUUUUAUCUCCAAUCAUUUAUUAUGGAAGAAUUAUUUAAUGUCUAUCUGUCGGCGUGACUGCAGAAUCUUGUGUACAGGAGGGGGGAAACUUUUAAUCAGUCACCUGUUUCUCUUUUUUUCAUUGUUUUCUCUGUGGGAAAUACCAGAUUAUGCUCUUGCACUUGUUGAGGCAUCAUCGGGGCCCAGCCCCUCUGAUCAGUGAUGCUCUCAGCGCUGUCCAGGCUGCCUGCUCCCCAGCUCCCUCUGCCAGUUCUGGAGGGGGAGUGGGGACAGAAGCAGGAAGAGAGGAAGAAUAGAGUCAAUAUAAACUUUAUCUGCUGGUGUUACGAGGGGUCAGUUAGAAAGGGAAGCAGCCACGGUCCUUCUUUUCGUCACCUUUCUGCCUCCUACCAUAGAGUAGAUGCUCCUUUGGAGAACAAUGCUGCUGGACCUCUCCUGAACAAAAGGCUGCAUCCCAGACUCCUCUAACACUUGUACAUACAGGCCCCACUUCUUACUGGGAAAGAUGCUCCUAACUGUGUAAGAUAUUCUGCGACCUUGUACAGUGUGUCAUUACGCCUGGCUAGUCCCUCCCACGUACAAUCCCCACAGGCCCCUGAAGAGGUAGGAUGUAUGUCCCUGAGAAAAUGCAAGUCUUUCCCAAAUGGCAAGAGAAAAGAGCCUGAUGUUAUGCUUCAGUGCUGGGUUGACUUGAUAAUCUCUGCAUCCUCUCCUAUGUGGUGCUAACUACAAUUCUUCCACACUUUUCACCCCAUAGUGUAUCACACCUGCCUCUUCAGCUCAGCUGAGUGCCAUUCCCCACCUGUUCCUUGUGGCAGAGAACACAAGGCUUUGUCUGCAUGGUUACUGCCCAAGUAUAAAUACACCCCAAACCAGAUCUUUCCUAGACUUCAUUAGAGCUCUUGGCUCCACGGAGACUUUAGGCUUAUCGCCAAAUUCUAGUUAGAAAUCAAGGGCACUGCUUUUCAGAGGAGGCAGCUCUAGAGCCUGAGAGAUUGCUUUCUUGUGGCAGCCUAGGGAAAUAAAUUAGAGGAUGGCAUGAAACCCCUGAUACUCCAACUACUGUCUUCCCCUGCUUCAUCCCAUUAUCCUCAACAGCAGGAAAAGAGCUAGCAUAGAUUAUACCUGGAGCUGGUAAGAGGUUGUCUUGCUGAUCAGAAAGCAAAUACCUGACCUUGAGGUGGUAGGAGAACACUGGAAAUGUUUAUUUACUCCUCUUAUGUAACCAGGUUCCUGCUGUCUCCAAGACCUGGUUUAGAUCUGCUUCCUAAGCCAUAACUGCUGCAUUCCCAGUAGCCAGAGGGAAUGUACGUGACUGACAAAACUGUUGGCGUUCUCUGAAACUUUAUUUUUGAGGUCACAUAGUUUUAAGCCAUCCUGCUGACAAAACUUAAGUGUAUUGUCUUUUUUUGUGGUCAGCAGCAUGGCACUAGAGGUGAGAAAAAACCUCUGAUCUACAUUUGAGACACCACUAACUCUAUUGCCUCCGUUUUCCUCAAGCUUCCACCCCUUCCUGGCUUCCUCAGGAGAAAGGUGGUGUGUCAGAGGAGUAACUUGCCCUCAGGAGGAAGUCUUCCAAAGCAGGUUGAGGUGUGUGAUCAGAGACACUGGGUGCUUGUUUUCUGCUGGAGCAGGAUGUGUCCCAGCAGGGCUGUCAGUACUGCAGAACCCUGCCCUGGCAGGCUCAGGCACAGACGUGCUGGCAUGGGGACCUCUCAGCUCUCAUAGCCAGCCCACAUCUUGUACUUAAGUCAGUUCUGUUCCAUCUCCUUUGAGUUCUUCCUACGCUACACAGUCACUCAUUUUGUACUUGUCUUGCUUCAGGCCUAUCAGUAAACCACCAGAGACCUAAGGGGCAAAAGGCACUUGGGAACUGGGACUCCUGUGCUCACAGCAGUAGCAAUUACACAGCGGUCUUGUGCUUGGAGUGGAUAUUUGUGCUUCUCUCCCCCACUCCCUCCCAGAGGCAGCUGAGGAGAAAAUGAGAGGCUUUUGGUUGCACUCAUGAUCCCUGUACCCAUCUGUGACUGAGGGACCAAAGUGAAAUGCAUGCCACCAGUACAGAGCCAGCUUGCCAUGCGCUGAACUCUGGCAACUCCUGGCUGUGGUAUAAUUGCUUUCACUGGUGUGCUGGGUUGCAUUAUCACCUGUAAGUUUGACUCACUUGACCACUGCCCCAACGCUGCUGAGUCCCACCCAGCUCAGCCCCAGCACAUUGUGUCCCAGCUCGUUGUGCAAAGGCAGCUGUCCCAAAAUGAGUUGAAGAGAUCCUAAGAAGCAAUUCUUGCUUUUUUGGGCCCGGCCAGAAAGGUCACUUACUCUCACCCCAACACACCCACCCAACACCACACCCCCCCACCAAAAAAAAAAAAAAAAAAAAAAACAACACCCAAAACUACCCAAAAACAACCCCAAAAGGCUCUUUUAGGUUUGUUGUAUUUGAAAUCAGGCCUGCUCUCUGUAACAGGAAACUAUCUACAAAACAUGAUUAUGGAGAGCUGCUGAGUUAGCUUCUAGCUCACAGACACCGCUGGCUAUUUAGAUUAGGGCUAUGGGACUGGGGGCAGCUCCUGCCUUGGCACAGCAGUAUAAAGAUACUAAUUGCAUUUUUCUCCAGGAACUUCUUUCUCCAUUAAGGCUGCAUAAUGUUGGAGCCUAUCCAAAAAUUCUCCAUUGCUUGAAGAUAAUAUGCAGGGAAAUGUUUGCAUUUCUUCUGAAAUAAGAUGGGAAGUGAACCACACAGUACUUAGGUUAUAUUAAACUCUCUAACCAAGGAGUACAAACUCUUCCCCAGGAACUGGGAGACAGACUCCUGUCUAGAUUUAACCCUUAAAAGGCUUGUACCAUCCUAAAUUUGGAAGGAGGUCAGGUCUCUUGAGCCCUUCGCACGAGCGCAGGAAUCACAGUCAUCUCUUCCUGGUUCCUCUGAUCUGCUAUGCAUCACUAGUACUAUCAUACUGACACAGCUGAGGAGCGUUUCCAGCUACACAAUGAGCUGGGAUUGCAGAGGAGCGUAACAUAGUGUAGUUCCCCGAAUGCACUUUGAAGUAGGAAAUGAAGCUUCAGCAACUGCUUAGGUCUUUGAAUGCUCACAGUCUCUGACAAAAAGGUCUGGGGAUGUGGAAGGUGAGACAUGAACUAGGAAAUGGGUUUUGGGUCAGUGCUCUUUAUGCUGCUCAUUUGUAAUACGGGAUUCACAGAGUCAGUGUCAUACAGCUGUCUUUCAUGGGGCAAAAGAUGAUGGAGCUUGAGCCUUGGGACACAGAUGGGCUCUAUGACUUAAAGAAAAGAGAAGCAGUAGAGGUAAGUGUAUCAGUGACAGUGAAUAAACCCACACCAGCAACCGGGUAAAAGCAGCUCCAGCCCCUGAUUUGCAUGUGUGGAUAACAGAAACCAUGUACCUGUCAGCUGCUACAAAAGGCAGUUCUUCCCAAGUGACCAACUCUUCUGUUUUGGGCACAUUCUUCUCUGGGAACAGCAGUGUCUGACCUGUAAUGCAAAACAAAUUUCAUGGGGAUCAAUUAAAAGGUAAAUUACCACUCUGAAUUUAGGUUUCUGGGAAAACUUGGGCAUUACACCUCGCAGCAAAACUGUGAAGCUACAAGAAACAUCCCCACAACAAUCAGAAUCUUGCAGUAUUGCUCAUGCUAAGGGGGCAUUAUUUUUUCUCUUUGUAAGCUAUAUCAUUUUUUUUAAACUAUUAUAAAUAUAUUAAAUAAAACAUGCUUCACCAGAAACAUGUAAGCAGCUGUUAGAGGGGGAAGUCAUUGAAAAAGACCCUAGAAUGUAACAUGUUGAGCUUUUAUUACCAAUUGGAGCUAAGAAAACAGAGCUUCCACUUUGUAUCCACAAACUAUAAUCAAUCAUAUAGCCAAAGGCUGCUCUGUUUCUCUUGUGGCUGGGUUAUGUGGAGAAGCCAGAGACAGAGACUGUGAGGAUGAUGCAGGGAGUCAUAGACAGUCAGUGAAAUAAACAGUAUCUACUUAACUAUUAUCUGCUCCUAAAAAAUAACAACCUGUUAAAUAAAUUGUAUUCCUGUGGUACAGGUCAUUUCAAACAAAACAAGAAAUAAAACAAAGAAAUGAAAAAACUAAUGCAGACAGAGUAAUGUUUAUUGUGUUUAGGAGUUGCUCUGUUCUGUCCCUCGGGGUGCACACAGCUCCACAGAAAAGGCUGGUGGGGAGGAAGGCAUCUGUCUGUAUUGGCUGUGGAAGAGCAGAAAACCCCCAGCCCUCUCACUUUGGAAUGCUCAUUUCAUGUUUUCCCGUAUGAAAAAUUCUCAGCAAGCUUCUGAGUUUUUGUGAGAUGAGCUUUGCUGAGGACUUUUAAGAUGGGCGCUGUUGCCAGUCUCUGCCACAGACCAGUCUGUUUCUCCCCCUCACUCCUUUUCUUUCCACGUUCUACACUUCAGUGGUGCAAGGAAUAAACAGGAGCUAGCGAUGAAAAAAUCUUGAAGCUGUUCCAGUGGAAAAAAUAACCUCUAAUCAUAAAAUAGACCACUGGCUUAAACCCAGCAGUGACAUCAUGAGCGUUGCAAGCAUUACAGCAGCUGCCCAGAGCUUAUGAAGUGGAUGCAAGUGCUGAAGUUGUGGCAUUUGCAGUGAUCUGGUGGUCAGGCGGUGCAAGAGGGAACGCUCGUAGCUGCUUGCGAAAGCAGAAGGAAAUGCACUCUGCUGAGUGAGGCAGAGAUGUGAGAAACAAGGAGCCCAGGUUUUUGUUCUGAUUCUAUCAGAUGUACCAGACAACAUCCCAGCCUGUUUAAGCACCUCCAUCCCCAACACACCUCGGCCAACACUCCUGAUGUCCUUCUUUCGGGCAGUGGCAAUC